Messenger RNA from Hansenula ciferrii, 798 nucleotides. RefSeq lists its product as uncharacterized. The record is from RefSeq and is a predicted model, not a curated record. Bases 1 to 798 code for a protein of 265 amino acids. NCBI's taxonomy places the organism in Eukaryota, Fungi, Ascomycota, Saccharomycetes, Phaffomycetales, Wickerhamomycetaceae. The transcript has a single exon.
AUGAUGGAACAUUCAAAACCUAUUGAAAUUGUGUUAGAAGAAGGUCAGAAGUUUCGUGCUGAAGAUAGACUGAAAGAAAAUGACCACAAGGCUUUAGAAGUUAGCUUUAAUAAAGCUCAAGUUAAUUCUCCAAAGAAGAAGAUCAACUUCAAUUUAGACAUUUAUAAGUUUGAGGCAAAACCAGAGCCAAAUAUAUCAGUAGUGAAGGGAAAUGGUGUCAAUCAAAGUUACUCGAUGGUGUCAAGAGAAAGAGAUCGAUAUGGUAAUAGAGCUUUUGUUAGGUUUAAUUUUCUCAAAGAAGGAGGUAUUAAAGUUGUGAAUCAUGGUGAAAUUAAUGUCAGAGCCCAUAUUAAUGAUGAUGAGGUUGAGUCAGUUGAUAGCUCUCCCACAACUCCAGGAACUAAUCUGACAAGAGAGUCAACUAUUGAUGUUGAAGAGAUUGCUACACCAUCAGAAGGAUAUAGAGAAACAGAUGAGCAAGCUGCUGUUCAUGAUGAAGUACUAAAUGACUACGAAAUAAGACCUCUGGCAAUUUAUUACACAAAGUAUACAACUGUCAAUAAGGGAGACACUGAACCUUCAAGUAAAAAGAUAAGCCUUUGCGAUUUUGUUGAGGGAAGUGAAUGUCAUAUUGAUCUUAAGUUUUCAGAAAAUAUUAUUUCGUUUUGGAUAAUACCAAUUUUUUUUGUGGUUUGUUGUUCGUUAAUGAUUUUCAUUAACCUUGUUCUUGAAGAUAAUGACAGAUGUCGUCAACACGUCAGGCUUCAUUGUCGAACCCAAAAUCGUGGAUCUUUUUAG